CGUCGUCAUACACAGCCUCUCAGCUGGGAGGAGGAAGUGGUGCUGCGUGCUCAGUCCUUUGCGGGCUGUCUCCUGCUCAGGCAGGACCUUUCCGUUAGCUGGGCUCAUCGGGAGGAGAGAGGCUGGGAAGGAGGGAGAGAUUCCGUAGCCGUUCGCCCUCUGCCAUUUUGUGCAAAUUCUGGCAGCUUUCGAGCAGGGAUUUGGGAUCGCGAACACACAGCCGUGUCAGCUAUGAGCUGAUAGUUGAUCUGUCUUCAUCCCUGACGUGUGUUACAGUGAGCAGCUGUGGUGUAUGCAGUCAGACCCAGAAAAGCUGAUCUUUGAGGUGUAUCUGGACGGAGACCCAUCGCAGGCAUGUGUUCCAUGAACCACCCCAACUGGGUGACGUUUGAGGAUGAGGCCACGCCCCUCUCAUCGCCCCAGAAGCCCCUGCAGUCGCCGUCGGCGAGCGCGGCGUCGCCGUCCAGGCCCAACGGUCUGAAGCUGAUGCUUCCCGCCGCGGGCGACCCCUCCUGGAGCUUCAGCACCUCCCUGGACUCCCCCCAAAUGCACUUUUAUUUUAACGGGGGCUCCUGUGUGCCCGCCAACACGCCCCUGUGCACGCCCGUGCGGGAGACCCCCGCCGGCCCGUCGCCCUUCCUGUGCGGGCCCCAGGGGCGGCCCGACUUCUUCCGCAGCUUCUCCAGCCCCUCGUCCGCCACGCUGCCGUCCCCCGGCCACGAGCGGGCCCCCUCGGGGGGCUCCAGCCCCUUCCCCGCCUUCCAGGACGAACCGGGCCACUUCAACCCCUUCUGGGGAGAGCCGGCACGUCCCGAGUCCGGGGGCUCCUCCUCGGACUCGGACUCGGGCUCCGCCCCGCCCCGCUUCUUCAUCCGGACCAAGGACGGCUACCAGCCCCCGCGCGACCCCAUCCACAGCUCCUACAGCUACAUCUGCCACAAGCUGGAGCGCCUGCGGGCGGAGGACCAGUGCGGGGGCGGGGCCGGGGGUGGAGGAGGAGGAGGGGCGGCGCCCUGUGCGGCGGGGGCUGACGGACCGGAGGCGGGGGGCCGUCCCUCCUUCGUACCCCAGGGCCUGCUGCUCAGCCAGCGGCGGGACGGCUGGCCCAUGAUGCUGCGCAUCCCCGAGAAGAAGAACCGCAUGUCGUCCCGCCAGUGGGGGCCCAUCUACCUGCGUCUGCUCCCGGGGGGCGUGCUCCAGAUGUACUACGAGAAGGGCCUGGAGAAGCCCUUCAAGGAGUUCCAGCUGCUGCCGCAGUUCCGGCUCUCCGCCCCCAAGCUGGAGAGCUACGGCGAGCCCCGCAAGAUCCACGCGGUGAAGGUGGAGCAGGUCUCCUACGCCGAGCGCAAGCGCUACCACCCCAAGCCGGAGGUGACGCACGAGGCCGAGGCCGAGCAGCUGCUGAAGCUGGGCACCGCCGAGCCGGGCGACAUGGAGGACCUGGUGGCGGCCGUGGAGGAGGAGCUGAUGAAGCUGCCGCACCCCGCCCAGCCGCGCCGCCACUACGAGGAGCAGGAGAUGUCCCUGGCCGUGGUGGACCACCUGUGGGCGCGGCUGGACCGGGAGGGGGCGCUGCUGGAGCGGGCGGCCCUCACGCGGGUCUACUGCCUGGCCUUCCUGAACGGCGCCGGCGACUGCUUCCUGGCCCUCAACGACGCGCAGCUGUGCCGCAGCGACCCCGUCUACGGCUCCGAGGAGGAGGAGGGCGAGGGCGCCUGGGUGGAGGUGGCCGACUGCCGCUUCCACCCCUGCGUCAACGAGGCCGAGUUCCGCCGGUCGCGGCUGGUCAAGUUCUGCCCGCCGGACGCCUGCCGCGUGGAGGUCAUGCGGUUCAAGACGGCCUCCCUCGGGCCCGCCGAGCUGCCCUUCUCUGUGAAGGCGGUGGUGACCGUGCAGGGCGCCUACGUGGAGCUGCAGGCCUUCCUGAACAUGGCGGCCGGCCCCUCGGGCGAGCCGGCGCCGUGCGAGAGCGUGCUGGUCCAGGUGCCGGUGCCGGAGGACUGGGUGAAGGUGUCGCGCACCGUGGCCCUGCUGCGGCAGAAGUCCCUGAAGGCCCGGAUGAACCGUAACGCCUGCCUGGGCUCCGUCAGCGCCGCCGAGUCCCAGCCCGUCAUGCAGGUGUCCGUCGGCACCGUCAAGUACGAGAACGUGUACGGCGCCAUCGUGUGGAGGAUCGACAGGCUUCCAGCCAAGAACAUGGCAGUGGACCACCCGCACUCUCUCUCCUGCAAGCUGGAGCUCGGCUCGGACCAGGAGGUUCCCACCCACUGGUACCCCUUUGUAACUGUGGAGUUUAAGGUUGCCGAGGCAGUGGUGUCCGGGACUAAAGUGAAGUCGCUGGGCACGGAAAGCGACAUCCAGCCACAGAAGCACUUGAGUAGCAAGACGCACUACCAUUGCCAGGUGGAGAUCGAGAAGAAGUGGAUCGAAACUGAAUCACGGAGGCAGACUGACUGUGCGACGCAGUGACGUCCCCCCAACCGGGGUGGGGUGGGGUGGGGCGGGGUGGGGAUCUAUGCUUCUCCUGAGCGGAUGCACCCAAGAUGCCAGUCCCCAAAUUACUGACCCCAAUACCGAAAUAAAGAGGAAAACUGACUGAAAAAGGGACGACGUCGAUGUGGAGCAAAGCAUCUACGCGCUAACGGGCUCUUGUGCUUUUCCGUAGUGCACUGUUUAAUCAUCAGCACAUAUGCAUUCCAUUAUACGCACAUUUCUGUUUUACCUUAUGAUGCCAGUCCGCUGUUAUAGGAGGCAUGACCUCUGACCCUUUCUGUUUGUCAUGGCUCAUCACCUGAAGAGAAAUGAUAACUCUUAGCAGAACAUGUGCGCACACAUUCGAUUACUCUGAAUUAUGACUCCUGAGUGUUUGUUGCCAGGGGAGGAGAUUGCGGGUGAAAGCGAUGUGUUCUUGUUUCCCCCUGAGGUUGACGGGAAGCGGCACAUGUAUGCCAUAUAAUAACAUCUGUGUAAUGUGUAGUUACACACCUUUAUUCUGUUUUCUGGAGCUUGUUUUUGGAGACUCAGCAUGUCUGUUGCAAAUCUUUCCCUGCUGCUCGUGACAGCCUUGUGAUGUCAAAAAAACAAAAGAAAAAAAAAAAAACACUGCACAAUCAAACGCUCUUUCCCCUGCACAACUGCUAAAUUGUCUUAUGCUACGGGACAGACUUCUGAAAAAACAAGGGGAAAUCACCCUGUACUGGUGGAACUAUUGGAAGCAAGUCUGGGCUGUUCUUCAAUCACAAAUCUGUUUUGCCACAGGAUGGAGAUGAUGAGGAAACUAACAAGUAAAUUGUGUGGUAGCCAUUUUAAAGUAAUGGAGAGGUUGUUACACAUGCACUUUCUUUGAUUAACAAGCAAUUUGUUCUUAGCAAUUUAUGAAUGAAUUAAUUGCAUGUAAAAUUAAUUCCAUUAAGAUGGGCCUUCAUUUGUGUCUAGUAUAGUGUACUCGCACAAAGCUGAGGUAUGUAAUUAUAGUUUUAUGGAGUAUAAGGUGAACUAACUGCACAUUAAUAAGAGUUCAUAGCAUGUCAUUUGGAUAAAGACAUAGCCCAGGAGUACUGCAACAAAGCUAAAGUUUGCAGCAUGCGUUGGAUUAAUAUGCCCAUAUCUCAGUUUCUCUAGUAAGUUCUAAAUGUAAAUAAAUUCAAACUCAUUUCAAGACUUGUUUUGUAACGGUAAGAUCCAUGAUUACUGAUGUGGAAAAACUGUGAUCACUCAGUGUGCCGCUGCAUAAAACGAAUAAAUCUCUCAUCAGCAUAAUA
Messenger RNA from Anguilla anguilla (European eel), 3761 nucleotides. RefSeq names its product stonin-1. Gene Ontology annotation, biological process: regulation of endocytosis; clathrin-dependent endocytosis; synaptic vesicle endocytosis. The transcript has 4 exons. NCBI's taxonomy places the organism in Eukaryota, Metazoa, Chordata, Actinopteri, Anguilliformes, Anguillidae. Gene Ontology annotation, cellular component: synaptic vesicle; AP-2 adaptor complex. Bases 355 to 2469 code for a protein of 704 amino acids. Gene Ontology annotation, molecular function: clathrin-cargo adaptor activity. The record is from RefSeq and is a predicted model, not a curated record.